AUGAAAUCAGCAUAUACUUCUCUUAAAGAUUUACUACCAUUGAUGCAAAAUAAAUAACCAAAAUUAAAAAUAAAACUUUAAGCGAGUCAAAAUUAUGAAGAAUCUUGUACAUGUAAUUAAAUGAGUUGUUUAAUAUGUUCUCGAAAAAGAUCAUCAUCAAUGAUCUCUCUAAAACCAUUGAAACACUCAAUAAUAGUUGAAUAAGGAAAGUUAGAAAAAUAAGGCUUUGCUUAACUUUAAAGUUUAAUAUCAAGAAAAUUAUCAAGACAAGAAUUAUUAUAGUAAACAUAUUAUGGUGGAAAAUAAAAUUAUGAACCUAAAGAUUCAUCAACAAAUUCAUCAUCAUGGUUAUAAUCGAAAUCUCAUUCUAGAAAAAUUUCAUUAGAUAAUUUUUCAUAAAAAGAAGUUGUUUAACUUAAAACAACAUAAUAAUAAUAAUAAUAAUAAAUUAAUAAUAUAAGCAGAUUAGCAUUUCGAUUUAUUUAUAUAAUUGGUAAAGGAGGUUUUGGAAAAGUUUGGAGAGUUGAGAUGAAAUCAACAAAAAAAGAAUUUGCAUUAAAAGAAAUGAUCAAGGCAAAGUAUAUUUAGUUAUAUCUUAGAAUUAUUUCGAAAAGAUCAGUCAAUUCAGUUAUGAAUGAAAAGUUUUUAUUGGAACAUCUUCGCCAUCCUUUUCUUGUCAAUAUGCAUUUUGCAUUUUAAGAUAAAGAAAAUUUAUAUCUUGUUUUGGACUUAUUAAGAGGAGGAGAUUUGAGAUUUCAUAUUGGUAAAUUAAAACGAUUUACUGAAGAUUAAGCAAGUAAGAAAUUAUAUAUAUAAUAAGAAUUUUUUGCUUGUUGUAUGUUACUUGCAUUACAAUAUUUACAUUCGAAUGGUAUUAUUCAUAGAGAUCUAAAACCAGAAAAUCUAGUUUUCGAUAAAGAUGGUUUUUUACAUUUAACAGAUUUAGGAGUAGCUCGAUUAAAUAAGGAUAGUAUUGCAAACGAUACUUCUGGUACUCCAGGAUAUAUGGCACCAGAAGUUAUGUGUAAAAUGGAACAUACUUAUUCUGUUGAUUAUUAUGCACUUGGAGUCAUUCUUUAUGAAAUAUUAAUUGGUAAAAGACCUUAUAAUGGGAAGAAUAGAUAAGAAAUUAGAGAAUAAAUACUAGCUAAGUAAGCUUUCAUUAAAGAGGGCACUUCUAAUAUAAGUAGCAAAGCUAUAGAUUUUAUUAAUAAGGUAAUAUAUUAUUUAAUUUAGUUACUCAUUCGAAAACCUUAAUAGAGAUUAGGUUUCAAUGGAAUUGAAGAAAUAAUACAUCAUUAAUGGUUAAAAGGAGUUUAAUGGGCAAAAUUAUUAAAUAAAGAAAUGAAAUCUUUAUAUAUUCCUGGAGUAACUUAUUUUUGUUAAUAAAAAGAGUAUUGAUGGUAAUAGUGAUUUUUAAAAUCAGAUUUCAGCAGACAGUGAAUUAGAGGAAGAUUGCUAAAGUUUAUUAAAAAGAAAAAGUGUUUAAAGUUUAUUCGAUGGAUAUAAAUUCUAAUGA
This is a messenger RNA of Paramecium sonneborni, 1519 nucleotides long. The record is from the annotation of a GenBank genome assembly. NCBI's taxonomy places the organism in Eukaryota, Ciliophora, Oligohymenophorea, Peniculida, Parameciidae.